CAUUCUCUUAGCCGUGAGUGUUCGAAUCAAGAUGGCGGACGAGAAGGAGAUUGUCCACAUGAUCCCUGUAUCCACAAAGAAAUCCUAGAAUGCAAGCUUUAUUCAUAGGACAUGGAUUGUCCUGGAUAUAGAAUUUUAUUUGAUGUCCUUUUAUGGAUGGUUUUCUUGGCGUUCUUACCAAAAAACUACCAGAUCAAAGGCACUGGCUUUGGUGUUUUCAACCAGACGCCGUCUAAAGAAAUUUAUCUCCCAAACUAUGACUUUUAUCAUAAUUUAUCUCAGCUCAAUCAGUGCAUUUACGAACUAGUCUCUCAAUUUCCCAACAUUCUGGACGCAGAGAUGCGAUUCCGUUCGCGAUGGGGGCUUUCUCAGUACGUCCUCCAUUUUGGGAAUUUAUCCGAAUCAAAGACUUCUACGAGAAAAGUUCGAAUUUUAUUGUCUUUUGGCGAACAUUCUUCUGAAUAUUUACCUGUAGAGAGCAUGCUAUAUUUACUAAAAAACUUAACCUCGGGAAUACAAGAACCAUUUGGAUCACCAGGUUUUAAUUUUACGCGUUUUGUCAUGGAAAAUAUAGAUUUAUAUUUAAUUGGUAUAUUUAACCCUGAUGGACGGUCAGUCAUAGAAAAGACUAAAAAUUAUUGUUGGAUAAAAACUGGAAGUGGCGCUGAUCUUAACUUGCAUCAAUAUGGCUCCACGUCGUCUGUUACACGCCAGAUGUUAGUAGAGCCUGAAUGCCGAGUAUUAACAGAACUUACAAGCUUGCUCGAUUUUGAUGUCUUUAUUUCAUUUCAUYCUGGUGAAGAGAACAUAUUAGUCCCUUUCAGAGAUUUUGAUAGUGUCCCAAGGAAUUCAUUGUAUCCAGAUAACAUGGAGAUCCUGUCCUUAGCUCAUCAACUUUCUAGUUCAACCUCUAAUGGCCUUAAACACAUUCAGAUGAACCAGUCACUGAACCAUUAUGGAGAGAGCAUAUUUUCAUAUACAUCCACAACAAGGGAGAUACCAUAUGUAUAUGUGAUAUCCUUGUGGAAAAAUACUAAGGAUGUACAAAAGGACCAAAGCAACUGCUUUGCCAGGUCUAAUCCUCAAAGCAGUAAACUCCAGGAGGUAUUGAAGUCUUUUCACCCAGUAUACAAUAGUCUUUUUAAAUAUAUGGUCAAAUGGAAGAAAACUAAACUGAAGAGUAUUGCUGAGAAGAAGAAAAUAAAAACAAUACACCCCUUGUCAAACUCCUAUGGAAUCUCAUUUAUUAUUGUAAUAAUCAUUGUAUUACUCUUAAUGACUAGAAUUAAUCUACCAUUGGGAUGGAGAUUAUUUUACAGAAGGCAGAGGCGUAUUGUUAGCCUAAGAUCAUUAUCCUCUGUCUUCUCUUUUUUCAUUUUUUAGAGCAAUUUUUACUCUAGUCUUGUUCUUAGCACCAUAUGGAGAAUCAAUGAGACAACUUCUUGCAGCAAAAUAGUUUUUGGUGGACUAAUCAAGGCGUUUCCCCAAACAGGUGACCUUGAAAAAAAAWUUUUCAAACCCCUAUGUCAUCAUGAAAAUUGAUUGCCAUCCAUCAAAAUCUACUUUAUUGCAGCAAAAAUCCCACGUAGGUUAUGACAAGUUUAAUAACAAGCUCUAGAAUAACUUUUAAUAUUAUGGGUCUGGGUCUUGGAAAACAGAAACGCAAUUUUAUUAUAGGAAUACAGGAUUUAAAAAAUAUUCCAACAAUCUAAACAAAACAAAAACAACAAAAAGUAAGAUAUUUCGACUGUAACACUUUUAUAGGUUAUUAUAGAAUUUAAUCCACUAGGUACAUAUUUGAAAAUAUUAGAGGAACAAAGAAAAAAUGAUUUAUGUAAAAGUAAGAAAUAGGAUGUAGAAAAUACAAUGUAUGUAGACACAGGUAUUAUAAAAGACUAGUAUUAAUCCUA
Messenger RNA from Actinia tenebrosa (Australian red waratah sea anemone), 1910 nucleotides. RefSeq lists its product as uncharacterized. Gene Ontology annotation, biological process: proteolysis. Gene Ontology annotation, molecular function: metallocarboxypeptidase activity; zinc ion binding. NCBI's taxonomy places the organism in Eukaryota, Metazoa, Cnidaria, Anthozoa, Actiniaria, Actiniidae. The record is from RefSeq and is a predicted model, not a curated record.